AUGCUUGCCACCCUCCUGGCCAGCGUCCUCUUCCUGGGGCGUGCUACGUCGGCGCGACAGCCGCCGUCGCUGGCACGCUCGUUUGGAGCCAGCGUACUCGCUGAGGAUGCUCCCUCGCGCAAUGUUUCAUCUUGCCCAGGAUACACCCUUUCGGCUCUGCAUCAGACAAAAACGGGAUUGACGGCGAAGCUCAACCUCGCCGGCCCUGCCUGCAACGCGUUCGGCCACGACGUUGCCAAUCUCACGUUGGAAGUGACCUACGAUACCGAGACACGCCUUCACGUCAACAUCUACGACACUGAAAAGUCCCAAUUCACGAUCCCAACAUCCGUCAUCGCACUUGCGAACGGGACCGGCGACGCCUCUCUCAAACAGAACUCCGACCUCGUCUUCAACUACGAGUCCUCGCCCUUCGCGUUCUGGAUCUCGCGCCGCUCCGAGCCCCACGCGCAGCCGCUCUUCGACACCCGCGCGUCUUCUCUGCCGCCCACGCCCAUUGCGCCCGUCAUCGCGGACGACAACAGCACCGCGCUCGAUGGCUUCCCGCUCGUGUUCGAGGACCAGUAUCUGCAGCUCACCUCCGCUCUCCCGCUCGGAGCGAACGUCUAUGGCUUGGGCGAGGUUGUUGCGAGCAGCGGCUUCCGGCGCGAUGUCGGCACCAACGGUCCUGGCACCAUCCAGACGAUGUGGGCGCGCGACAUCGCGGAUCCCUUAGACGAGAAUGUCUAUGGGUCGCACUCGAUUUACCUCGAGCAUCGCUUUAACGAGACCACGAAGCGUUCUCAGUCGCACGGCGUCUUCCACUUUAGCGCCGCCGGCUCCGACACGCUCCUGCUCACGCCGCCCGGUUCGCCCGUCUCGCUCGUGCAAUACCGCGCGAUCGGCGGCACGCUCGACUUCUACUUCUUCUCCGGCCCGAGCCCGCAGAAGGUCGUCGAGCAGUACGGCGCGCUCGUCGGGCUCCCGACGUGGCAGCCGUACUGGGGCUUCGGCUUCCACCUGUGCCGCUGGGGGUACACGAACCUGACGGAGACGCGCGCGCAGGUCUCGGCGAUGCGCGCCGCGGGCAUCCCGCUCGAGACGAUGUGGAACGACAUUGACUUGUACCAUGCGUUCCGCGACUUCACGACGGACCCGGUCAGCUUCCCGAGCAACGAAGUUCGCGACUUCAUCCAGGAACUGGCUGCAAACAACCAACACUACAUCCCGAUCGUCGACGCUGCUGUCGCUGUUCUGGUCAACGAUACCGACGUUUAUGACCCCUACACCAAGGGCGCUGAGCUCGGUGCGUGGAUCAAAAAUCCGGACGGCUCAGAAUACAUUGGCCAAGUCUGGCCCGGAUUCACUGUCUUCCCCGACUGGUUCUCCGAGCACAGCACCGCGGUCUGGACGGAGGCGCUGAAGAACUGGACCGAGCUCGGUGUCGAGUUUUCGGGCAUCUGGCUCGACAUGAACGAGCCGUCCUCGUUCUGCCUCGGGUCGUGCGGCACGGGCAUCGAUCACACCAACACGUCUACGCCGUUCCUCCUGCCCGGGAAGCCCGGUAACCUUGUCACAGAGUUCCCUGAAGGGUACGAUGCGACCGUGUGGGGGCCGAGUGGAAACAUGACCAUCAAUGGGACGCUCACUUUCAGCAACACGACCAACGAUCUUGCCAGGCGCGGUCUAGGCGGCCUAGGCGCCGGCGACCAGCAGGACGUUGAUCUCAACGACCCGCCCUACGCCAUCCACAAUGGCGACGGCCCGCUCUCCACGAAGACGGUCGCAACAAACGCUACGAACGCGGGCGGUUUCGUCGAGCUCGACGUGCACAACAUGUGGGGCCUCAUGGAAGAAAAAGCGACGCACCUCGCGCUGCUCUCCAUCGCGCCGACGAAGCGGCCCUUCCUCAUCUCGCGCUCGACGUUCCCCUCCUCGGGCAAGUGGACGGGCCACUGGCUGGGCGACAACUUCAGCAAGUGGGCGUACAUGCACUACAACAUCCAGGGCGCGCUCCAGUUCCAGCUCUUCCAGGUGCCGAUGGUCGGCGCGGACACGUGCGGGUUCAACGACAACACGGACGAGGAGCUGUGCAAUCGUUGGAUGCAGCUCAGCGCGUUCAUGCCGUUCUACCGCAACCACAACGUCAUGGGCGCGAUCUCGCAGGAGCCGUACCGGUGGGACAGCGUCGCGGCCGCGAGCCGCACCGCGAUUGCGGUCCGCUAUGGCCUGCUCCCGUACUGGUACACGCUGUUCGCGAACUCGUCCUUGCACGGGACGCCGACCGUUCGCGCGCUGUUCUUCGAGUUCCCCGACGAGCCUGAGCUGUUCGGCGUCGACCAGCAGUUCCUCGUCGGCAGGGACAUCCUCGUCACGCCCGUGCUCACCCCGAACGUGAGCUCCGUCGACGGGUUCUUCCCGGGCCACGGCCGCGUCAUCUGGCGCGACUGGUACACGCACGAGGUCGUGAAUGCGACAUCGGGCGUGCAGACGACGCUCGACGCGCCGCUAGGGCACAUCAAUGUGCACGUCCGUGACGGGUCUGCAAUCCUCCUGCACGCGCAGCCUGGGUACACCACGACCGAGACGCGCGCGUACCCAUACUCGCUGCUUGUGUCGCAGGCCGCAGAUGGGUACGCGUUCGGGACUGCGUACGUCGACGAUGGCGAGAGCGUGCCGCCCAUCCCCAGCUCGACGCUCACGUUCACCGCGCGCACCGGGUCUCUGCAUCUCGCGGCGCACGGGAACUUUGCGGUCGCGCAGAAGCUGGACACGGUGACGGUGCUGGGCGUGGGGAGCAAGAAGCCGAGCGCGGUGAAGUUGAACGGGAAGACGCUGUCGAACUGGGAGUUCGAUGAGGGACUGCAGCGGCUUGUCGUGAAGCAGCUCGGGCUUGACUUGAACAAGGCUGCGUCGCUGACUUGGGCGUAG
This is a messenger RNA of Trametes versicolor FP-101664 SS1, 2910 nucleotides long. RefSeq lists its product as uncharacterized. Lineage: Eukaryota; Fungi; Basidiomycota; Agaricomycetes; Polyporales; Polyporaceae. Gene Ontology annotation, biological process: carbohydrate metabolic process. The transcript is spliced from 13 exons. Gene Ontology annotation, molecular function: carbohydrate binding; hydrolase activity, hydrolyzing O-glycosyl compounds. The record is from RefSeq and is a predicted model, not a curated record. Bases 1 to 2910 code for a protein of 969 amino acids.